Messenger RNA from Lampris incognitus (smalleye Pacific opah), 2358 nucleotides. It is a transcript of the gene glt8d1, whose product is annotated as glycosyltransferase 8 domain containing 1. The coding region runs from base 272 to 1384 and encodes 370 amino acids. Gene Ontology annotation, cellular component: Golgi apparatus. The transcript is spliced from 9 exons. Lineage: Eukaryota; Metazoa; Chordata; Actinopteri; Lampriformes; Lampridae. The record is from RefSeq and is a predicted model, not a curated record. Gene Ontology annotation, molecular function: glycosyltransferase activity.
GGCACUUUGGCUUCAACGUGAGUUAGUUUUAUUGUCUGUGUGUGAUUGUUUAUAUACGCAUUGCGUGGAUUUUACAUUAAAACAUACACGAGUUAUACGAAGCCCUCACAGACACAUGCUUUUGUGUUCAUGCAAUUGCCACGCAUUCCGCUUUACUAUGCCUUCUUGACGACACCCCAUUCACAAUAAGCUGUAUUUUUUGUGGGGAUUUUUUUUUGUGGAUCCUAUCUGUUGUUGAUCGGACUUCCACGGAACGAAUGAAGGGACUAACAUGACAUUGAGGAGAGUAAACGUGGCCAUUCUCGUGCUGCUGGCCGUGGCUUUCCUAAUCAUUGUUCAACGAAACCUUCUGAAUCUCAAUGACUUCUUGCAGAGAGAAAACCCAGACGUAGUGCCAGGUGGGAUACUUCCAUUUGAAUCAGAACUGUCCCUUGACCAUAGACUAGAGUUAGUGAGGACGGGGGAGGAAAUCCCUGUCAUCAUCACUGCUGCUGAGGAGAGACUUGGUGCUGUUGUGGCAGCCAUCAACAGUGUCUACCAGAAUACUAAAGCCAAUGUGGUCUUCAACAUCGUGACUCUGAAUGACACAGCGGACCAUCUAAAAGUGUGGCUGAGUCAGACAAAGCUAAAAAAUGUCAAACACAAGAUUAUCGUUUUCAAGCCUGAGACGCUCAGCAGUAAGAUAUCCAAGGAUCAACAGAGGCUGGAGACUGUGAAGCCGUUAACUUUUGCUAGGUUCUAUUUGCCCGUGUACAUACCUGAUGCAGAGAAAGCCAUCUAUUUGGAUGAUGAUGUCAUUGUUCAAGGGGAUAUCCAAGAGCUUUAUGAAACCAACCUUAAACCAGGACAUGCAGCUGCCUUCUCAGAUGACUGUGAUUCGGCAUCUGUUAAAGGUAUAGUUCGAGGGAUGGGAAAUCAGAAUAACUACAUAGGCUUCUUGGACUUCAAAAAGGAGGCGAUCAAGAAGCUUGGCAUGAGGGCCAAUAUGUGUUCCUUCAACCCAGGGGUCAUCAUUGCCAACCUGACUGAGUGGAGGAGCCAGAACAUCACCAGCCAGUUGGAGCACUGGAUGGAGCUUAACACACAGGAGGAUCUGUACAGCAAGACAUUGGCAGGAAGUAUUACUACCCCUCCACUCCUCAUCGUCUUCUAUAAACGACAUUCCUCUAUUGACCCCAUGUGGCAUGUUAGGCACCUUGGCAAUACAGGAGCUGGAAAUCGCUACUCCCCCCAGUUUGUGAAAGCUGCCAAGCUUCUGCACUGGAACGGACAUUUCAAGCCUUGGGGGGGAACGUCCUCCUUUUCUGAUGUGUGGGACAAGUGGUACAUUCCAGACCCCAUGGGAAAAUUUCACCCAGUGCGAAGACACACAAGAGACAAAUAAAUUGAAAAUAUGCAAUGUUGAUGGGCAACCAACUAAACCAGCCCAGUAAUAGCAGGACCACACCUAUUGACUUCUCAGGAACAAACAAGUAAGAAACAAUAUUACAGUUAACAGUAUACAACAAUCCUGUGAUCAGGGUUGAUAGGUUACUUUAUAUAUGUAUUCAGUAACUUACUCUAAGUAUCACAAUAUUAAAGUAAUAUCUGGUUACUUUCAGUUACUUUUGGAUAACCACAAUGCCUAAUAUGAAAAAAGACAAAAGAAAAGAUAUCAAUAACUUUUACUUAGGUGCAUUUUGUAAGACAACAAAACAAUGCGACCUUGGAAAGGACAAUGCGGACACAAAGCUUUCAAACAUCAAAACAUGUAGCAAAAAGGCAAACAGACAAUGCUGUUUUAGUUUAAUACACAGAUUAAAGCCACCCACACUCACCCUGUCUUUUAGCCCUGCUACAUGAAUUACGAGUAUCCAGUGUUUUUAUUUUAAACAAAUCAUGUGUCCAUCUAUUGAACUGUCAAAAAGAACAUCAUAAAGAAAUUCAGGCACUAGGCCUAUGGAUUACAAUUUAAAGUAGAGGCAGGGCUUAAUUUGUGCCGGAUCCUGCCGGAACAGGAUCCGGGACUUCCCCAGAUUGGGACCGGCACCUAUUUAAUUGGAUCUGGCACCUCCUUUGUCACUGUCAACAUCUGUAAAUAAAUUUUGUGUAUAUAAUGUUAUCUGUUCUGUCAUUCUUUUAUUUUCCAUUGAAGUUACUCAUAAUUCGCUUGUUUGCCUAUUUUUGGGUGCAUUUUCAAUCUAAAGAAGGAAGAAAUACCUGCAUAUUUUCCUUUCUCCAGUUGUCAGACUUUGGGCCACCCAGAGAAUGCGGAACAAAUCACACUCUGUAUUGGUUCAACAAGGAACGCAUCAUUUCCUUCUAAAAUACAGGAUGGUUCCAUAUUUUAAGGGACAGGUGGCAAUUUGAACAAGUUAC